GAGGUAAGAGAGAGAGAAAGGGACAAGGGUAACAGAGAGAGAAAGAUUUGUUUUUUUUUUCCUCUUACAAUGGUGUCGGACCAGGAUCUAGCGAAAGGAGUCGAGACUCUGCUCCGACAAUCUGACCCUAGCUCCCUCACUUCGUUAACCAGCGUUGUUCAGCAGCUUGAAGCUAAGCUAGGGUUAGACCUAACGGAGAAGACGAGUUUCAUCAGAGACCAAAUCAAUCUCCUCCUCCGUCCUCACCAACCAAUCUCCUCCUCCUCCUCCUCCUCCUCUGCUUCCGCAUCAACCGCACAACCUCCUCCACCGCCGUCGCAGCAGAUGCAUUUCGGCGUCAAUGUUCCGGGGAAAGGGCAUUUCGCACUUCAGCAUCCGUCUCAAUUCUCUGCUUCGCAUUCUCAACAAUACCCUCAUUUCGCUCUCCAGCCUCCUCCUUACCACUCUUAUGACCUCAAUUUCCGCCAGCCUUAUCCGCCUUACAUGCCGCCGCACCAGCACCAGCACCAGCAUAACCAGCUACAGUCUCCGCGACAAGGACCCUCUGUGUUGGUUUCGCAAGCCCCAAAAGAAAGUGUUCCUCCAGCUGGAACUAAAAGAAAGGGUGGUCCUGGAGGGUUAAACAAAGUCUGUAGGGUCUCUCCAGAGCUUGAAGUUGUUGUUGGUGAACCUGCUCUUCCCAGAACUGAGAUUGUGAGGCAAUUGUGGGCUUACAUAAGGAAGAACAACCUCCAAGACCCGAGUAACAAGCGGAAGAUCAUAUGUGAUGAUGCCUUGCGUGUUGUUUUCGAGACUGAUUGCACUGACAUGUUUAAGAUGAAUAAGUUGCUUGCUAAGCAUAUCCUCCCGCUCGAUCCAUCCAAGGUCUCUGGUCAAGCGAAACGGGCAAAAGCUGAGGUGGAGACUAAGACUGAGACAGAGACCACAGAGCCUGUUAGUUCAAGUUCAACUGUUGCAUUAUCUGAGCCACUUGCAAGGUUCUUUGGCACUGGUGAGACGGAGAUGAAGGACGAAGUGAUUAUUCGCCGUGUUUGGGAGUACAUAAAGCUCAAUAACUUGGAGGACCCGGAAAAUCCUAUGGCUAUUCAGUGCAAUGAGAAGCUCCGUGAUCUUCUUGGGUAUGAAAGCAUCUCAGCUGUGGGGAUAAAUGAGAUGCUAAGGCGCCAUAUGUACAAGCCUUCCUGAUAUAUCUUCUGGUUCUGACUUGAUUAACUAGGAACUACUAGUGUGUGUAUCUAGGGAACCUACUUAUGACUCCUGGUGGGUGUAGAAGAACUCUGAUAAGGAAGAAAAAGACCAUUUUCACUUUUAACUUCCUGUAAUGCUCUGCUAUUUUCAUCUUCCUUUGGGUUCUUUGUUUCUUUAGUUGGUUGUGUAUCGACAUGGUUAGGGUACUUUAGUAUUUUACAGUAUUCAGGGUAUCUGUGUGAUUUUCUCUGGUACUGAAAACUCUAGUGUUACUGGUCAAAUGGCGCGGAUGUUUUGUAUUUAACGCCAUUUUUCCAUAGGAAAAGCAACAGUAAAGUGAUAAUGUGUUUAACUAUGUUCUACAAUGAUUUGCAUA
This is a messenger RNA of Brassica oleracea var. oleracea, 1564 nucleotides long. RefSeq lists its product as uncharacterized. Gene Ontology annotation, cellular component: nucleus. Bases 70 to 1185 code for a protein of 371 amino acids. The transcript has 6 exons. The record is from RefSeq and is a predicted model, not a curated record. Lineage: Eukaryota; Viridiplantae; Streptophyta; Magnoliopsida; Brassicales; Brassicaceae.